UGUAAUUAUUCCAACACCUAUCGUUGAACAUUUCACAGCGGUACUACAAAUUCUCGCUCUGAAUCUCCAUUUUCCAUUCCCCAUCUUCCGUCUCGAUACCGCAAAGCAACAAUCUUUCAACAACAUUUUCUCCAAAACCAAUAGCAAAUCGAUCUAUCUCUCUCAAAAUUUCACAAAGACACGAUCAAAUUGAAGGUAUUAAAUGAAACCAUGGGAUUUGAUAAAGAGGCAAGUUCGUCUUCACGUGGGUUGCCGCCUUUUCCCAGAGAAGACACUCCACUCGUAGCCAAAGCAAAGCCACUUUCUUCACAAUCCAAGACCUUUGCAAACGUUUUUAUAGCCAUUGUUGGUGCUGGAGUUUUAGGCCUCCCUUACACCUUCAAAAAAACAGGAUGGAUCAUGGGCUCGCUCAUGCUCUUCUCUGUUGCAGCUUUGACCUAUUACUGUAUGAUGCUCUUGGUUGUCACCCGCCGUAAGCUUGACACUGUUCAUGGCUUCUCAAAGAUUGCAUCUUUUGGUGAUCUUGGUUUUGUUGUGUGUGGUUCAAUUGGUCGUUUCGCUGUUGAUGCCAUGAUUGUCCUUGCACAAGCUGGGUUUUGUGUUAGUUACCUUAUUUUUAUUGCUAAUACUUUGGCUCAUUUAUAUAACAAAUCAUAUAAUGAUGAUACUAGUGCUGGUAAAAUUCUAGGUUUUCUGACUCCAAAAGAUUUAUAUAUAUGGAGUUGUUUUCCUUUUCAAUUGGGGCUAAAUUCAAUUCCAACAUUGACCCAUUUGGCUCCUUUGAGUAUUUUCGCUGAUGUGGUUGAUCUUGGGGCCAUGGGGGUGGUGAUGGUGGAUGAUGUCAUGAUUUUCCUCAACAAAAUGCCUGCCUUAAAGGCUUUUGGUGAUUUUUCUGCGUUUGCUUAUGGUAUUGGUGUGGCAGUUUAUGCCUUUGAAGGCGUUGGCAUGAUAUUGCCACUAGAAAUUGAGACUAGAAAGAAAGAUAAAUUUGGGGAGAUAGUGGCCAUGUGCAUGGCUUUCAUUUCGUUGUUAUAUGGAGCAUUUGGUGCCUUAGGUUACUUUGCUUUUGGUGAAGACACCAAAGGUAUAAUCACUACUAAUCUUGGGCCAGGACUAGUGAGCACUCUGGUGCAGCUGGGACUCUGUAUCAAUCUGUUCUUCACUUUUCCACUGAUGAUGAACCCUGUUUACGAGGUGUUCGAGAGGCGGUUUUGUGAUUACAGAUACUGCUUGUGGCUGAGAUGGUUGAUUGUAUUGGGAGUGAGCCUGGUGGCUGUACUGGUGCCUAAUUUUGCAGACUUUAUAUCACUGGUGGGGAGUAGUGUGUGCUGUGUGCUGGGAUUUGUGUUGCCUGCUUUGUUCCAUUGGCUGGUGUUUAAGGAAGAAUUGGGGUGGUUUGGCAUUGCUUUGGAUGCUAGUAUUGUGGCUUUUGGAGUGAUCAUUGCAAUCUCAGGAACAUACUCUUCACUAAUGGAGAUUUUUGCAUCAAAAGCUUUAGAGUUGAGUUGAAGAAAUGAACCACUCUUGUUAACAUUUGAUUAAAUUCUUUGUUAGUCUGUUGAAUGUGAAAUAUCAGAAUGUGUAUCCCCAUAAUCAACCAGUUGCAGGUGAUCUACUUUACCUGAAAUGUUAUGAAUGUUUCAAAUUUCCGAAGUUCUAUUAUAUAUAUUCUUGUAUUAAUAAAUUUAUGUAUAUUCAUUUUAAGUAUUUAAAUAAAUACAUAUUUUAUAUA
Mangifera indica (mango) is the source of this 1732-nucleotide messenger RNA. RefSeq names its product amino acid transporter AVT3B-like. Gene Ontology annotation, molecular function: amino acid transmembrane transporter activity. The transcript has a single exon. The record is from RefSeq and is a predicted model, not a curated record. Gene Ontology annotation, biological process: amino acid transmembrane transport. Bases 211 to 1509 code for a protein of 432 amino acids. Gene Ontology annotation, cellular component: vacuolar membrane. NCBI's taxonomy places the organism in Eukaryota, Viridiplantae, Streptophyta, Magnoliopsida, Sapindales, Anacardiaceae.